Messenger RNA from Suncus etruscus (white-toothed pygmy shrew), 3619 nucleotides. Its product is annotated as protein argonaute-3. The record is from RefSeq and is a predicted model, not a curated record. The transcript is spliced from 19 exons. Gene Ontology annotation, biological process: regulation of stem cell proliferation; regulatory ncRNA-mediated gene silencing. Gene Ontology annotation, molecular function: protein binding; RNA binding. Bases 68 to 2650 code for a protein of 860 amino acids. Lineage: Eukaryota; Metazoa; Chordata; Mammalia; Eulipotyphla; Soricidae.
CCACCGCUUGUAAGAGCCCCCGUGGCGGGCGCCCUUCUCGCUCCAAGCACUCUCCCCAGCCCCAUGAAUGGAACUCAGCUCCGCAGGACCCGUUGGGGCCCAGCCCCUACUCAUGGUGCCCAGAAGACCUGGCUAUGGCACCAUGGGCAAACCCAUUAAGUUGCUGGCUAACUGUUUUCAAGUUGAAAUUCCAAAGAUUGAUGUCUAUCUCUAUGAGGUAGAUAUUAAACCAGACAAGUGUCCUCGGAGAGUGAACAGGGAAGUGGUUGAUUCAAUGGUUCAGCAUUUUAAAGUUACUAUAUUUGGGGAUCGUAGACCAGUUUAUGAUGGAAAAAGAAGUCUUUAUACAGCCAAUCCACUUCCUGUGGCAUCUACUGGGGUAGAUUUAGAUGUUACUUUACCAGGGGAAGGUGGCAAAGAUCGACCUUUCAAGGUGUCAAUCAAAUUUGUGUCUCGAGUGAGUUGGCACCUUCUACAUGAAGUAUUGACAGGACGAACCUUGCCUGAACCACUGGAAUUAGACAAGCCAAUCAGCACUAAUCCUGUCCAUGCUGUCGACGUGGUGCUACGACAUCUGCCCUCUAUGAAAUAUACCCCUGUGGGGCGUUCCUUUUUCUCAGCUCCGGAAGGAUAUGACCACCCUCUUGGAGGGGGCAGGGAAGUAUGGUUUGGAUUUCAUCAGUCUGUGCGGCCUGCCAUGUGGAAAAUGAUGCUCAAUAUUGAUGUUUCUGCCACUGCCUUCUACAAAGCACAACCUGUAAUUCAGUUUAUGUGUGAAGUUCUUGACAUUCAUAAUAUUGAUGAGCAACCAAGACCUUUGACUGAUUCUCACCGGGUAAAAUUCACCAAAGAGAUUAAAGGUCUGAAGGUUGAAGUGACUCAUUGUGGAACAAUGAGGCGGAAAUACCGCGUUUGUAAUGUAACCCGAAGGCCUGCCAGUCAUCAAACCUUUCCUUUACAGUUAGAAAAUGGCCAAACAGUGGAGAGAACAGUAGCACAGUACUUCAGAGAAAAAUAUACUCUUCAGUUGAAGUACCCACAUCUUCCCUGUCUCCAAGUGGGGCAAGAGCAGAAACAUACAUACUUGCCCUUAGAAGUCUGUAAUAUAGUGGCAGGACAACGAUGUAUCAAGAAGCUAACGGACAAUCAAACUUCCACAAUGAUCAAAGCCACAGCAAGAUCUGCACCUGAUAGACAAGAAGAAAUUAGCAGAUUGGUAAGAAGUGCAAAUUAUGAAACAGAUCCAUUUGUUCAAGAAUUUCAAUUCAAAGUUCGAGAUGAGAUGGCACACGUAACAGGACGUGUACUUCCAGCACCAAUGCUCCAGUAUGGAGGACGGAAUCGGACAGUAGCAACACCAAGCCACGGAGUUUGGGACAUGCGAGGGAAACAAUUCCACACAGGAGUCGAAAUUAAAAUGUGGGCAAUAGCCUGCUUUGCCACACAGAGGCAGUGCAGAGAAGAAAUUUUGAAGGGCUUCACAGACCAGCUGCGGAAGAUUUCUAAAGAUGCAGGAAUGCCCAUCCAGGGCCAACCUUGCUUCUGCAAGUACGCACAAGGAGCAGACAGUGUGGAACCCAUGUUCCGGCAUCUCAAAAAUACUUACUCUGGGCUGCAGCUCAUCAUAGUUAUCCUACCAGGAAAGACACCAGUGUAUGCUGAGGUGAAACGUGUAGGAGACACACUUUUGGGAAUGGCUACACAGUGUGUCCAAGUCAAAAAUGUAAUAAAAACUUCUCCUCAAACUCUCUCAAACCUGUGCCUAAAGAUAAAUGUUAAACUCGGAGGGAUUAAUAAUAUUCUUGUACCUCAUCAAAGACCUUCUGUGUUCCAGCAACCAGUAAUCUUUUUGGGAGCAGACGUCACUCAUCCACCCGCUGGUGAUGGAAAGAAGCCGUCUAUAGCUGCUGUUGUAGGUAGUAUGGAUGCCCACCCCAGCAGAUACUGUGCCACUGUCAGAGUUCAGAGACCCCGACAGGAGAUCAUCCAAGACUUGGCCUCCAUGGUCCGAGAACUUCUCAUUCAGUUCUAUAAGUCAACUCGCUUCAAACCUACUCGUAUUAUUUUCUAUCGGGAUGGUGUUUCAGAGGGACAGUUCAGGCAGGUUUUAUAUUAUGAACUACUAGCAAUUCGAGAAGCCUGCAUCAGUUUGGAGAAAGACUAUCAACCUGGAAUAACCUACAUUGUAGUUCAGAAGAGACAUCACACUCGAUUAUUUUGUGCUGAUAGGACAGAAAGGGUUGGAAGAAGUGGGAAUAUCCCAGCUGGAACCACAGUUGAUACAGAUAUCACACAUCCAUAUGAGUUUGACUUUUACCUCUGUAGCCAUGCUGGAAUACAGGGUACCAGCCGCCCUUCACACUAUCAUGUUUUGUGGGAUGAUAACUGCUUUACUGCAGAUGAACUUCAGCUGCUCACUUACCAGCUCUGCCACACCUAUGUGCGCUGUACACGAUCUGUUUCUAUACCUGCACCAGCUUAUUAUGCUCACCUAGUGGCAUUCAGAGCCAGAUACCAUCUUGUGGACAAAGAACAUGACAGUGCUGAAGGAAGUCACGUUUCAGGACAGAGCAAUGGGCGAGAUCCACAAGCUCUUGCCAAGGCUGUACAGAUUCACCAAGAUACCUUACGCACAAUGUACUUUGCUUAAAGUCCAAGAAUUUGCUCUGGGCAGAAGAACUGAAGAUGCUUCAAUGUACAACAUACACUGUGUGUUUCCCAUGGAAUUAAUUAGUGGAGGUGGGGGAAAUGCCUCCAGCCAUCCGGAAGCCAACACUGUGUGGAAGUCAGGGUCUGAUCUUUAUGCCAAUAGAAGGACGAUUGUUUACUUCAUCAAGGAACACAGCACCAUUAUGCAAUAUGAAACCAGCCAACUGCUUUUUUGUGCAGUCUCCUAUAGGAAAUAUUGCAGUUGUUUUGUUUUGUUUUCGUGUAGUCUAACCCUUUUAAUGCCUUUACCUCACUCAAGUUGCUUGGCAGCACAACUAUCUUUGCAAAAAAAAAAAAAAGAUGGUUUAAAAACAAAAAAAACCAUCAUCUACAAUGAAUAAUCAAAGUGAUUGUUCACAGUUCUUUGUGCAAAAAAAUUAAUGUGGAUUCGUGUCUUGUCCAAUGUACAUUUUAAAUAUAUACAUACUUCAUAUGCAUAUAUAUCUGCUUCUAUGUCAAUAAUAGGUAUAUAUGUAUCAGUGUAUAUAUUUUGUAGUGCAUUCCAGUGGGGGAAUGUUAGUCCCUAUUCUUAAACUUUCACCACCACUUCCUUUUCUUUCUUACUCUACCUCCCUUGCCUUUAUUACCUACAUUUUCUCCCUUAAGUGACAUUUCAGUGUUCAUGUUUGUGGUUCAUUUGAAUAUGAAACAUGAAAUUUUUCAUUUUUAUUUUUCACAACCUACUCCUGUCUCUUCUCAAACAAUUCUGUGUCCUGAAUUCUUGAUACUGUUUUAAGAAGCAAAAUUAUUCUCUAUAGUUGUUUCUGUGACAAUGUGUCUGCCCCCAUCUGCUUUGAACUUACAUUCGCCCCAUGUGUGGUAUGUACAGAAGCAGCAGUAACAUAGUCUUUUUCUUUAUUAUUUUCUUUAGUUAAAGCUGCUAAAUACAAAAUCUUGUCAAUACCCAUAA